Messenger RNA from Mesorhabditis spiculigera, 1344 nucleotides. Lineage: Eukaryota; Metazoa; Nematoda; Chromadorea; Rhabditida; Rhabditidae. The record is from the annotation of a GenBank genome assembly.
AUGCGGCGGGUAAAGCCCCUGGGCGAGGAGCACCACCAGAGUCAGGAGUACCCCUCGACUAGCAAGGAAAUGCACACGAAGCCCAACUUUUUUCGCCGAAAGUGGCGGAAGGCGCGCAGCGACGUCAUUAAUGCGUUUUUGACGCGAUAUAGGCGCUGCGUUUUCUCGUUCAAGAAAUGUUUGGUGGAGAACACGGAAGCUGAGUAUGAGAGGAGGAGAAGCCAAGCGAAGCUGACACCCUUGCCAGACAAAAAGCUUCGAAAAGCUACCGCCAACCUGAAGCGCACCCCGACCAACGAGCUGGAGCGAUUGCGGAAGAAGGGCGAUGACUGGACAGCAAAUGACCUCUUCAGAUUUCAGUACUCCGACCCUGAGGAGGGCACCCCGGAAGAGCGCCGGAAGCUGUGCCACGAUUGGAUCAACCGGUUGCAGAAGAUCCAGAAGAAAUUUUGCUACCUGGCUUGGUACGCCUCCGCCCUGCACGCCUGCUACUACCGACUCGCGCCCUUGUUAAAAGAUGCCGAGGAGAGAAAACGGCAUUGGGAGGAGGUGAAACGCGAGUACGCGGAAAUUUUCCUGAUGGGCCGCCGGAUUUGGCGUCGACCGACCCACCCAUCACGCUUGCGAGUCUUCUACGAUUUUGCCGUGUUGUGCACGCGAUUUGGGGAAGUACCGGAUGAUCUGACGAUCGUCUACUUCCGUGACCUGCUCUCCGACGGCGACAACUUUGACUUCAAGGUCCUCUCCGAGAUCCAGUAUGCAAAUUCGAUCGAUAAGGUUGUCCGUCUCGAAAACUACGUCAUCGACCAGUUCUACUCGAGGCGAAGAAGUACGGGGAGUAGCGAUGCCUCGCCGAAUCGGGACGGUUCCGAUCGGGAAUCUAGGAGGCCUUCGGAGUGCGCAGAGACGAGCAAGGAAUCUCGAAUGAAGGAAGCUCGCGACAGAAUCCGAGCCAAAGUCCAGAAGAAAGAGGACAGCUUGGACGUCGAAAAAGAAGAAGAGAAGCCCUCCUCCCUUCUCUGCCCCGAUCGGCCACCAAUUCCAUCGGAUUCUUGCGACGAGCUGCAGGAGAUUCUUGACCACGCCGAAGUUGUUGAGAACCUGCACUCAGCCGACGAGCUGCCCGACGAGUUCGUCAUCCUCUCCUUAGAGCAGAACGUCGAGGAGCAGAUCGUCGAGGCGGAGGAGGACGUGGCUAGACCAAGGAGCAUUCUCGUCCCAACUAUUGUCAUCGAAGGUCCCGAGGGCUCGAUUGUGACGAGGAGGGGAUCAAGCAGACGCAGCUCGCAGACCCAAUCCCGCCCCGUCUCUCCGAAGCAAAUUGUACGUUUCGACGAGAGCGCA